Styela clava is the source of this 1619-nucleotide messenger RNA. Its product is annotated as DEP domain-containing protein 1A-like. Gene Ontology annotation, biological process: intracellular signal transduction. The record is from RefSeq and is a predicted model, not a curated record. NCBI's taxonomy places the organism in Eukaryota, Metazoa, Chordata, Ascidiacea, Stolidobranchia, Styelidae.
UUGUGAUACAAAAGGAUAUGAUUUAAAUACCAUAUAAGUCGUUGCUCAUGGGGUAUUGACAGUCGCACUGCGCUCCCGUCUACUAAAAGAGUUUAUGGCUUCCUCAAGCUGAGAUCCGACUGUGGGUGAACUAUUUCUGUAAUUGUUAUGGCAUUUGUCGAUAAAUCCUACAAUUAAAAUGGUUGACUAGUAUAGUUGAGAACGAUAUGUAUGUCACUGAUGUUUGCAACAAUCUGAAGGCAAGUGGCUCGCUAUUUAUAUUGUAAUUGGCCAAAAUUGCAAAUUUAUUUUAAAUUCCAAUCAGGUCUAAAACUUAUUCGAGAAAUUUAUAAGAGAACCAGAACUUCAGAUUUGAGGACAGGUUAUUUGUUUUGUUCAAUUUAGGCAGUCACAUUAGAAAAAAAAAAAAGAAGAAGAAUAAAAUUACGUGCAUUAGAUUGACGGAAACCAUCUCACUGUAUUGGAAAGAUAAUGCGAGAUGAAAUAUCAAAAAUAUUUGGGAAGGGACAAUUUCAACAAUUGAUAUAUGGGAUAUGGGGUGCCAGGCAGAACAAAAGUAUUGCUGAAUCAAAUAAUAAUCUCCGUUUGUAUUAUUCGCGAUGAAUUUCACUGCAGAUGGAUACUUCGCCAUUGACGGUUAAAUCACCGCCGAGAAGCAGUGGAGUCAUACGGAGAAGCCCAUGUUGCCAAUAUAAAGCAACAAUGUUAUGGAAUGAAUUAAUACAGGAAUUUCGUAAUCACAUCAAAUGUAAAACACAUAGAAGAAAUCUCAGAACUCAUCAUAAUUGUUUUACCGGGACUGCCGCUGUAAAUGUGAUGUUCGCAGUUUUGAAAGAAAAUAAAACAUUCACUGUGAGAGUUACAAGGAAGCAGGCGGCAAAACUGCUCCAAAAAUUUCUUGAUAAGCAUAUUAUAGAAGAUAUCAACGGGAGAUGGGAAUUAGAAAAAUUCGCAAACAACAAAAGGCUAUUUAGAUUUCCGCGUGAACUUCGCACUCCCAAUGAAACUCAAAUGUCAUCUGAAACAUUAAAAAGAUCAAGUGCCAUUUUUAUGAUGAUUGCUGGAAAUCGGUCUCUUAGUCCGUGCCAAGGGAUUCGUAUUCUAUCGCCACCGUUAGCAAGACGACUAAGAUCUCGGAUCAGUAACAGAACUCUUGGUGCAACGUUCACAACUCUUGGGCGACAGAAAACGAAAGAAUCACCUCAUAAUGAUUAAAAUAAUCAAAUCAUGCAAUUUCCGUUACAAUUAUUUAUUAAUUUCUAUAUUAAUUUCUUUUUUCAUUCUUUUUUGUGUAUUUUCAAAUGAAAAAGGUAAAACCACCAAUUCUGAGCGAAUGUAUAUGCAUUUAUACCACUUGAAGUGGACAAUUGGGUAAAAUUCCUCAUAAAUUAAAAUUUCUGGGAGCAAUGUACUAAUCAGAAGACUUUAUUAGAGAAUGAACAAAACGUUGUAUUAUGUUUAAGACCUAAUGUAUUUCAGUGAAAUUUGGAAGUAAAUAGUAAAUUGCAGGAAAUUUUCUAAUUUAUCAUAAAAGUUAUAUUUAAAUUCAGCAAUUUUGAACGAUUUAUGCUUUUGUCAGGAAAUAUUAAAAGAAUUAAUAAAUAUUAUUGCAGUACGUA